CGGGGCUAUACUGGACUGGGGUUGGUUGGCACUGUGUGUCUUUGUGUCUUGCCAACCAAGAUGGCGGUGGACGAGUUAGGAGCCUUGGAGAAAUGUCUGGGACUAAAAGGAGGAAAAUACAGCUGUAAAGCACAGGGUGGCGGUCAGGUGAGAUGUCAUGGAGAUAAACGUAAAUCAGUCUUUAAAAGUAUUUAGUUCUUCUGAUUUUUAUUGCGGGUGUAUUGAUGUAUGCAAUGUGUAAUAAUGAAUGUGCAGAGAGUAGGACACACAGGGAAUUCUGAGAAUACAAAUCCAGUGACAAUGUGUUUAUAUUUACUGUAUUAUUUAACGAUAGAGUGCCUGGGGAACAACACCCAUUAAAGAUAUGGAUUUUAUGCACAUGCAGUUUGCAAUGGAGGCAGCUGUGUGUGGUGGUAUUUAUAGCACAUGCUGUAUAUGAUUCUGCUCACUUGUAACAAACCUCUCUGCUUUCUGUUUUGUUUGUAUUUCUCCCACAUUUUUAAUAUUUUUAAUAUUUUUUAAUUAAUGAGUUAUUAUAGUUGUAGCACUACAGGCUAAAGAUGAAAUCACCUACUGCAUGGUAAGCAGUGUGCCAUAAAGUAUAUUUAACAUGUUUGCUAGGGUGUUACUCCUCCUCUGGCUCCUGUCAAUCAGUCCUCUCAGGGACUAUAUUUUUUUUCCCCUAGGAUAUAUCUGCACUUUGUUCCAUAACCACCCUAUUGAAACCGUUUCAUAAACUUAGCUUGGGCUUGUUAAUAAUAGCAUUGUGAAACACUUAGUCACCCAUAGUGAUCGCUGAGACAGGGACUAUUCAGACAUGGUCCACAUCUCCCCUGACAUUAAAGGGACACUGUGGGCACAUUGAAGUAAUCUGGGUGCAUUGUCCCUUUUGCAUCUAGAAACUGCAGUAUUUACAUUGCAGCACUAACUAUGCCCUCAGUGGCUGUAUAUCAGGGAGAUGCAGGGAGAGCGAAUGUGCCAGGAAUACAGGUUUGUAUUCCUGGCACUAUAGUAUCCCUUUAAAAUAGAGCUGUUUUUUUUGUUUGUUUUUUUUAAAUCUAGCUGUGUAUAAACCUUAUGUAGCAAUGGCAUGACUGAUAUUGAUUUCUAUAUGAUGAUUUGAACUGAUUUUUGGGGGGGAUAAACCACUUGACUCAUAUUUAGGCAACUAUGAGAUAAAUCCUAAAAAAACAUAAUGGGAUGACACGUCUCAUCCUUAUUUGUAAGGGGUCUUUGUAUGCAGACCAACUAAAUUGUGCUCCAAGGGAUAAUUGAAUGGAUAAACAACUUAUUUGCCAAUAUUUUUUUUUAAGUAACUUUAUUACAGGAAGUAUGCAUUUAGGAACACAAAUAUAGAUAACAAUAAACACGUCGACUUAUAAACAUAUAGAUAUGUAGUCUUGUAAAUAUACUAUAUUAAUGGGUACAUUAAAAAGUUAAUUCAUAGAUUAUGGCUUGAAACGGUCUGACUUGUUACAAUGACAGUAUUUCAACUUGUGAGACAUUGAUGGUUACAAAUAAGCACUAUAUCUAAAUGUGGGUAACUCGUAAUAAUAUCGUGUCGUCAAUGUCCACAGGACGUCCGGCAUUAUCUUUUGAGGGAGCAAGAUUUUCCAGCCGGCAUACUGCUUGGCUGCAUCGUUAUGUAAUAAAGCUUCUUUUGAUUCUUUGUUUUUUGUUUUGCUAAAUUUGCUCAGUUUAAUAUGCCAUCUUUCACUGCACUAGCCAGAGUUUCCCUGACUAGCAUCCAUCCACCAAAAGUGUUUUCUGGAUGGUUUUUGCUAAUACGGUGCCAUAGACACAGUUUAGGUGACCGGCCAGCGCUGCCUGGGUUAAAAAAGGUGAUUUACUUGUUUUCCUCGAUAGCCUCCUGGCUCAAGCCGCACCUUCAAUCUUGAUGAUCUCAACCAAUCCAAUACUUGCACGUAAGAAAGCAACAGGAGCAUAUGUGUCAAAACACUGCACUGCAUUAAAAUACUGACCUACGCCAGCAACAAUGUUUUCAACUGCAGGGUUAAAAGGAAGGGUGGGGGGGCACAUUGCAGACAUUUAGAGGACGUGGUCUGGGUGCCUAUAGUGUCCCUUUAAACAUAGAGAAAGCAUGAGGAGAAAUGAAACAUUGUUUCUAUUCCUUCUUAUAUACUUAAUACAUCAGAAGCAUAAUCAGAUUUGCCAAAAGGCCACCGAGGACGUCAAGCAAGUGAGGGGUGACACCAUCGGUAAAGAGAUCAUUGAUUUUCCUCACCAGACCGAUUUUUAUCCUGCCCGGGCCAAACCAACAGGGAAGCUCUCCGGAAGAGAAGGUGCUCAAGUCAGAGAAGAUUUUAUUGUCUCACAGCAGCCAGCAACAUCUCCCACUAGACCCCUAGGGAUCAGGUGCCCCCUUUCCUGGCCCAAGGUAAGCAUCCUGGAGAGGGGAAUACACUUUACGUUUUUUGGUGGGGGGUUUUAUCCAACACUAUUUUUAAGCAGCAACUAUCCCCCACAAUAGAAUGCCAGUCCUCCCUCUAUAGCUCCUGUCCUCCCACCACAAGCCCUGUCUUUCCACUCCUACUACCACCUCCCCACAACAGCAUCUGCACACCCACCACAGCAGCUAUCCUUCCAAUAUUGCCUUUAUACCCACCACUACCACUAUCCAUCCCCCACAGUACAACCCCUGUCUAACCACCAUGGAACCCUACCCACUGUCCCUACUUCCCACUACAGCCACUACUAUUUCCCCACUACAGCCACUACACUUCUUUUUCCCCUACCACGACUGCUCCUCCCCCUCAACACACAGAUACGUCACUGUCUCCCCUAACACAAACAACACUCCCUAUCAUCCCAAAAUGCGCACUACAGCCCCUUGCCAUGGGAAAGAAAGGCGGUCCAAAUACAUAUCUACAUUCAAAGAUACUGAGUUUACACGAAAGCAAUUAUGAUUUGUAAUUUAAUCCACAAGACUCUCACAAGUCAAAACAGAGAAAUCUUAGUUAUGCAGCAGUAGGUUGGUUUAGGUAGCCAGCUCCAUCUCCUCUUCCAGAAAAUUACAUUUUAAUGCAGAUGGUAAUGCUGCUAUGAUGCUUGUGACUGCAUUUUAAUGUUUAUAGAUGCCAUUAAGCUUGCUGACUUUCAUAGUUUAUUUUGUAUGCAUUUUAUCACGUAAUUUAUCAAUAUUUGUCAUUUGUAUUGUUUGCUAGGUUAGCAUCUCUGCCUAUUUGUUUGUACUCUAUGUAUUGAAGACACACAUUGUGACCUCCUCCCUCCCCCCACUCUUUCUUUCAUCCUUUCGUUCUUUUUUUUUUAAUUCACUUUUAAGCAAUUGUUAUAUACAAAAUGUAUUCUUUUCUCCCUUCUGCUUAGGUUCCUGUGCUUCAGAUCAACAAGGGUCCUAGCUUAUCGGGGCUUGCCACCAUUGCUUCUUAUUUAGUGAAAGAGGCAAAAAAAGAAGAACUCCUUGGGGCUUCGAUAGAGGAAAAGACCAUUGUUCAACAGUGGCUGGAGUACCGAAUUACACGUAUAGACAGAUUGGCCUCCAAAGAAGAUGUCAGAUGUAUACUAAAGGUUGGUUGAUAACCAUCAUGAGUUCAAGCCUCAUUAUACAGUGGUGACAUUAUCCCUGAAUUAGUCCUUGUCUGAGCUUGUUGAUGGCUACAUCUGCCACCUGGUAGUCUAAGUUGCUUAUCAUUGUCAGAUCAGAAAUUGUUCAAAUGCUGCCCUUAGAUUAAAGGAACACCAGCACAUUAACCCCAGCCCUGAUAUGAAAUCAUAUAAUAUAAAAAGAUAGAUAACAGAAACCAUGUGCAAGAUGAAAAAGUACCAUCUUUAUGUUGGUGAGCGAUGGGUGCAUUUUGUGUUCCGUGUAGCAGAGAUGGCUGCAUCAGACUGAUACUCACUGCAGUAGUUAUAGCUGAUAAUAUAACAAGCUGAAUAACCCCACUACAUGGGAUAACUUUAUAAUAAAAGUUGUUGAAACAAGUAUUAGAUUCGCUUAGAACUUAGGUGAUAAAUUUGUUGUAACAGUUCGUAGACUUGCAUUACUGCGGAGAUUCACUGAACACUGUCAUCAGCAGAUAACUUGGUACUGCAAUACUUCUGGUUGGAAGAUGAUAGACACAAAUCUAUUGGAAUGAGUAAAAUGCAAAGAGAGGACAAAAUACACAAUAUUUAAAUAGAUGAUUAAAUAUGUCAUAUUUUAGUUUUUAAUGGUACAUUGAUUUUAAUAAAAUAUUCUUAACCUGUUCAUUUAUGUCAAUAUAUAUUUUUUUUUUUUUAAAUCUAGGAUCUUAACUUGUACUUGGAAGACAAAGUUUAUUUGGCUGGGAACACUAUCACCUUGGCUGAUAUCUUAAUCUAUUAUGGCCUGCACCCGAUAAUUGUAAGUAUUACGUAGUAAGGCUAGAAAAAAAGACAUUCUGACUUUUUCUGUAUUGCAGAAGAAGGCAAAAAAAAAGUUUUUUUCCAAGUGUGCAACAGUCUGGUCGCUCUUUGGAUCAAGAAGCUGUUAUCCCACAUAUUAAAUAUUCUACCCCUAAGUAUACUAUUUUUGCAAGAAUUCAUCCAGUAAGGAUGUAGAAUGCAGAUAAUUCUACAUCCUUACUGUGUCCUAUUUAUGAAUGUAUUUCCAGACAAUGGCUUGUAUUCUCCCCAAAAAUAUUUGUAUAAUGUUAUCAUAAGCCCUCUGACGUGCAGUUUUUCUAAACUAAGCAGAUUUAAGUUUGUUAGUCUUUCUUCACAACAAAUAUCUUUUAUUUCCCUUUUUAAUUUAGUAGCCCAUCUCUGCACGUUUUCUAAUUGCACACCUUAGCAAAAUCCAAGUAUGUCACAUUCACUGCAACAUCCUGAUCUAUAUUUCUUUUAGAAUGGAAAUAAGUUAACUUCGAUAUAAUCUAUGUUUUUUUAUAAAAACCUGCUGAUUUGUAAUAAUGACAUUGUUCUCAGUGAAUUGUUGAAUAUUAUCCCUUAAUAGCUCUUCAAAUACUUUCCCAGUCAUAGAUACUAAGCUCACAAGUCUAUAAUUUACAGACUGAGAUAAUUAACCAUUUUUGAAUAUAGGAACACAUUUGUGUUUCUCUAAUCCAGUAAUGGAUUUCCCCUCUUUUAUCCAAAGCAGAUAUGUUCCCAUAAGGCUUCCACAUUUUCCCCAUCACAUAUUACUUGCUUAAUAUUUGGCUUUAACGUAUGAUUGACAUACAAACAUACCCCACCCCCUUUUCUAUUCUUUCUAUCCAAUUUGUAACCAUUUAUGUUAAAGGACCACAGUAGUGCCAGGAAAACAAACUUGUUUUCCUGGCACUAUAUAGUCCUUAAGUACCCCCCUCCCGAUAGGCUAAAGGGGUUAAAACCCCUUCAGCCACUUACCUAAAUCCAGCGCCGGGCUCCCUCAACGCUGGGGACCUCUCCUCCCUCCUCCGACGGCAGCUCCUGAGUGGAGCCGAAUGCACAUGCACGGCCAGAGCCGUACACGCAUUCAAAUGGGGAAAGCAUUACUCAAUGCUUGCCUAUUGACGUUCUUUUUGCGAUUUUCGCUUUGAGCGUCGCGGAAUCGCCUCUAGCAGCUGUCAAGAAGACAGCUACUGGAGGCUGGAUUAACCCUGCAAUGUAAACAUAGCAGUUUCUCUUAAACUGCUAUGUUUACAGCUGCAGGGUUAAAACCUGGAGGACCUGGCACUCAGACCACUUCAUUGAGCUGAAGUGGUCUGGGUGACUAUAGUGUCCCUUUAACUGUCCAUUGUUUCAUCCCAACAUGUUUCUGUUAUGCCUAUUAUGUCAUGUUAUUGCCUGUAGUUCCCUUUUUUUGUUAUUUGGGCUCCUUGCAUAUGCAAGCAUAACUUUUUAGUAGUCUCAUGAGCCACUUGUACUGUAUGCAACAUAUUAUUACAUGCCUCGUUUGGUCCAUUCUCCUCCCCUUGUCCUGAGCUAUAUUCCAUUUCCCUUCUGUUCUCUCUUCAUUUUGCAACCUUCUCUGUACCUCUUCUUCCCCCCCUGUCCCCAGGAACAGCAAAUCUUCCACCAUUUAGGUGCAAUCUAAAACGGCUAAAGAGAUUGUACAGCAUGACUUCAGCCAUGCAUUAACCUCCCUAUUAAUCUCAUUCUGGCUUUCCGCUGUACCACAUGGCACUAGUAAUAUCUCUUAAACUACUACCUUGGAGGUCUUUUUCUUCAGUUUAUUUUCUAAUUCCGUAGUAAGAAGAAGAGAACUAGCUCUUAACCCUGAAGUAUGGUUAGAAAAUAAUUUAAAACGUAACUUUGAAUAUUGUAUUAGACAAAAGGGGGAUAUAUAUUUAUUUAUUUUAUUAUUAUUAUUUUUUUGAUUAUAUAGAGAGAGAGACAGACAAUAUUUGGUAUUUCCACUAGAUGGAGACAAAACUUAACCAUGCUAAGAAAUAUCAUCAAAGAAAAGGAUACUUGGUGAUCUAUUCACAAUAUAUACAGUGUUGAAAAAGGGAAAGAACAAAAAUAAAAAAUAAUUUUUAUAUAUAUAUAUAUAUAUAUAUAUAUAUAUAUAUAUAUAUAUAUAUAUAUAUAUAUAUACACACACAAAUAAGAGUUUACGCUGGGAUGUGUAUAGAUAGAUAGUAGCAAGCUGUGCUCAAUGAAAAUGCAGUGUUCUAUAGAGAAUCAAAUAAACGAUAUGUAACAGUUUAUCACCAGAAUGCAACAUGGUAUGAUAACAUCAUGUUAACUAUUCAGUGCUAGUCUUGCCAUCCUAACAAAUGUCUGACUUCCUUGAACAGAUCACUGAUCCUAAUCAGGGACAGGAUGAUAUAACUAAUUUAUUCUCAACAAACCCACUAACACGUAAUACCAACUGUACUGGUGAUAUAAAGCAGGUUUUUUUUGCAUUCCAAAAACUCUAUCAACAGCAGAUUAGAAGCCUUUGGGAAAUAGCCAGUCUUAAACAAUAUAUUGAACAAGAAUUGGUCCCUAGGGGCCUUUGUCCUGACAUUUUAUUACCAGAUAAAGUACAAACUGAGGAACAACGUAAUGAGUGGAAUAGUAUAUUACUAGACUGCUCUUUCAGAGUCAUUGAUUUUCUGGUAAAACUUGACUUGACUCAGUACAAUUUCAAGAGAUGAACACAAAAUUACAGGAAGAGAUAGUAAGUGUAAAAAACUUCAACCCCAACAGCCAAUUCACCUCUAUGGAAACCAAACUUCAAAAAAAUAUAGAAAAUUUCAGACAAAAUCUAAAGAUUAAAAAAAACAUGGCAAGUUUCAUUCAGCAUGACCACAAAUACUUUAAAGAAGGCCAUAUUUUUAGACCAAAACGUAACCGCCGCAGACGCACUAAUAGCUGUACCAGCUCCAUCCCUGUUAAGACAGACUGGUCAGGCUCGGGAAGUAAUUCCUCAGACCAGACCAUAGUGAUCAAACUAAUCAAUCCUCCAACAAUAGGGUUAUAUUCAAAAAUACUGAUCAGUAUCAUUUCUAGACUCUCCUGUAUCCACUAAUACUGCUGAGCCCACUCUCACUGCUACUUCAUCCUCGUCUUUUUUUAGACCAGGAUUCACCAAGCCGGCAGAGAACGAGAUUACGAGACAGAGAAAGAUGGGCCUACAAAUCCCGUCCCAGACCUUAACUUCUAAUUCCAAAUUAAUCCUCAGUCUAUCAGAUUUUACACCCCUUCCUGCUCAAUAAAGGCCUCUCGUUUGUCCCCACUCCAACUUGGGACAAGUUUGAGUGGUCAAAAGACAUUCAUCUAUUCGGACAUAAGCUAGCCGAGACGUAUUGCAUAAACUACAAAACAACCCCAGAAAUGAGCUUAACCUCAAAAGAUUAAGAUAUUAUCCAUGUCAACACUUUAACAGAACUAUGCACUGAACAAGAGGCUUUAAACCUAUGACCAAAUUAAAAUCAGGUAGCUGGUUCAAGCCUAACCUAAGUGAGGUUCCACAUGUCGAUCUAUUUGUCCAGCUAACCACUGAGGAACUGGAGAAUAGCACGAACAACAAAGUCCCCAUUCACAAUCUCACUUGGAACGAAAUUAGGGCUCUGAAGGAACUAAAAGAAGCUGAUAACACUAUUAUGAAGCCUGCAGACAAGGGCGUGAAUAUCGUGUUGUUAAACGUGACAAAUAUAUAGACAUCUGUGUGGACCAUCUUAAUGACCAUCACACCUACCAUUUAUUAACCUCAGACCCUACUAUCAAAUUCCUAUCUGAACUUAGAACAUUAGUAACAGACGCCUUUGACAAAAAAUUAAUCAGUUCCCAAGAGUUUAAUUAUCUCUUACCCAACUACAACCCCACCGUUGCCACAUUCUAUUAUCUGCCUAAGGUCCACGAGAACACCACGGACCCCCUCCCCGGGCAGACCAAUAGUUUCUGGCCACUGCUGCCUUACAGUAUUCUACAUCCUUUAGUGAAAGAGUUGCCAUCAUACCUUCAAGACACCAAGGACACAUUAUUGGUACUAGAAAACCUUGAAGUCCCACCAUAUACUUUAUUGGCUAGUCUGGAUGUUGUCUUUUUGAAUAGUAUCAUACCACAUGACAAAGGCAUUUCAGCAUGUAAAUUCUUGGAUCAAACCACAUAUGACGAAGCUCAAAAAGACUUCAUCUUAUCCCUCCUUACAUUUGCCCUGACUCAUAACUACUUUAUUUUUAAUUGCAAACUUUACCUCCAGGUGACCGGCACUGCUAGGGCACAACUUGUGCCCCUAGCUUUGCAAGUCUCUUCUUAGGAUGGUGGGAGCAGUACCUAUGGUAAAUACCAACAGUAUAUUUUACGCCGGUCUUGGUAUAUAGAUGAAAUACUGCUCCUAUGGACAGGUUCCAUCUCCAUAUUUGAUCAAUAUGUGGAAGAUCUAAACCACAAUGACAUCUCUCUCUUACCCAUGUAAUCCAUGAAAAUUACAUGAUUUUUCUUGAUUUAAAAAUCAUACUGUCACUUGAUGGAACUCUUCAAACACAACUGUAUAGGAAAGCAACCUCUACCAACAGCUUCUUACAUUGGCAAAGCCACUAUCCCCCAGAUUGAAAUCCUCUAUUCCAUAUGGGCGGUAUCUGUGGGCUCGCAUAAAUUGCUCAGACGAUAAAGAUUUCUUCCAGGUAUGUCAAGAACUCCGACACAGAUUUCAGUCCCUUGGAUACCCCAACAGGGUCAUAAAAAGAGCAUUUAACAAAUUAUGCCAAACUGACAGAGGAUCAAGUUUGAGAAUGACAAGGCCACCACCGAACAAAACCAUCAGAUACAUUGUGACAUUUGACAGUGGUUGACCCACCAUGUCUGACACCCUUAAUAAAUAUUGUCCUAUUAACGCACAAUCGGGACCUUAGUGAAUCUUUACCUAUGCAUCCAGCAAUCACAGCCAUCGUUCCGAGAAAAAAAAAACCUGCAGAUGCACACUGGCUAACCCCAACCAAAGGCACCUAUCGUUGUGGCCACUGUAAGGCAUGCAAAUAUAUUUUACCCAACAAACUCACCAAAUCUAACCAAACCAAUAUUACAGUUAACACUAAUGCAUCUGUUAACUGUAGCACCACUAAGAUCAUAUCUUAUAACUUGUUCCUGCGGCAAACAAUAUAUAUAAAUGUAUAAUAUAAAUAUAAUCUAUAAAACCUAUCAGGAAUUCAGGCGACGCGUCCUACAACAUGUUAAUUCAACUACCAACUCUGGCAAUCCUACUCCCAUUGCCAGACACAUUAUCAACUUUCACAAUGCCGAACCUGAUCAUUUGAGAUUUCAGGCCAUAGAGAAAUUAAUUCUUAAUUCACGCUGAGGCAAUUUUAAGCUGAAAUUACGCCAGAAGGAAUCCAGAUUUAUCUACAAAUAUCAAAUGAUGGCACCUAAGGGGUUAAAUUAAGAAUUUAACUUCACCCCUUUCAUUCAUUCAUAACAUGCUCUCUCAAUUGUAUAUCUCCAAUUAAUUCUGUCAUAUCUAUAUUCAUUAAAAAAUAUAGUACAAAACAGUUCUGACCGCUAAUCACAUGUUACAAGUAUUCAAAGUUCUCAUUACUACCGUCAUUAUAUUUUCUUAGGAGACUAACUUAUAAUGCUCUCAUAAUAUUUACAACAUUGGACACACAGUCUAUGUAUAUCUGGCUGUUACUUCAAUGAGACAGGACAUCCUUAAAAAUAUCUCUUUAAAACCAUUCCUCAUUUGACUUUACAGUUAAAUCACUAUAUGACCUAUUUUUUUAUGUUGUAAUCCUUCCACUCCUAUUGGCUGUCCUAUCUGUCAAUCAAUUCACUUAAGCUCCGGAUUGGUUAUUUUUCUACCAAUCAUCAGAUACAGCCUGAUAUUUAAAACUUCUCUCAGUAGAGGCUCGUUUCCCCCUGAAAGGCCGCCCAACAGGGAAAAAAAAAGCGCGCGUCGGGGCUCCAUCAUUCACCCAUGGUUAGACUGCAGAUGCUUCACUGAUAGUCUGUGAUCACUGGCGUACAAGCAGUACGUGUAUUCUUACAGACCUCCCAGCACUGAAUUCUUCAGCAGCGGUCUGACCAGGGUGAACUGACUUUCUGGCGUUCUGCUCAAUAGAGAUAGUUAAACUCUCUUUCUCACAGGUGCCCUUGAAGGCACAGACUAGCAAAUCCUUGCAGCAUUAUUAUUUCAGCGAUAGCUAAAUCAUCUUACUUACAGGUCCCUUUGAAGGCACAGAUUAGCAUAUCUUUGGAGCAGAAUUAUUUUCCCGACGUUUUUUACUUGCUACUGUAUUUUGGAAUAGUGAUAAUUAUCGGCAGUGCUAUUCAGUGGUGUAUUUUGGAUUUGUGCUGCCCUAGGCACGACUAAAUUCGGGCACCCCCAAAAUCUAAAUUUGCCCCCCCCAAUUAAUGUCAAGGCCAUUUUUUUGGACUGACAGACACAUGCCCUCAUUGAUACAUGCACUGAUAUACACUCACUGACAGAUACAGUCAUUGGCACACACAUACAGUCAUUGGCACACACUGUUUAACCAACACACACUGACACCCACUCACUGACAGGCACACACUCUCAGAUACACAUAAAAUGACAUACACACACUGACACACACUCACAGGCACACCCAUUCUCACUCACAGACACACACUGACAGCUACACUCAUUCACUCACUCACUCACAGUAAGGUGGACAGCCCCAGAACACGAGGCAAACAAGGCAUUUGUCUGGGAGUUUGGCGUGGCAUUUUUUGGCAACCCCCCUGAAAGUGCCUCCCUAGGCAAAUGCCUUGUUUGCCUUGUGGUAAAUACAUCCCUGGUGCUAUUCAGUGACAGAUUUAGUUUUGACAAUCCAGCAUAGGUGCCCUUGAAGGCACAGAUUAAGCAUCUGUAUAUACUAGAAUGCCGAUAUUUUCACCAUUACCAUUACAUAAACAUUGUUUAUUCUACACCAACAAUCCUUUCUAGGACUUCACCCCUCACUGUUUUAGUAGCCGUUGUACUUUGUUUGAAUUCCCAUAUUGCCGAGGGUUCCCCCUGGCACUGAAUAGUUAACAUGGUGUUCUCAUACCAUGUUGCAUUCUGGUGAUAAACUGUUACAGAUCGUUUAUUUGAUUCACUAUAGAACACUUAUUUGUAAAUAUAUAUAUAUAUAUAUAUAUAUAUAUAUAUAUAUAUAUAUAUAUAUAUAUAUAUAUAUAUAUUUUUUUUUUUUUUUUUUUCACUUUUUCAACUCUGUAUAUAUUGUGAAUAGAUCACUAAGUAUCCCUUUCUUUGAUAUUUCUUAGCAUGGUUACGUUUUGUCUCCAUCUAGUGGAACUACCAAAUAUUGUCUCCAUAUAUAUGUAUCUCUUUUGUCUAAUACAACAUUAAAAGUUACGUUUUAAAUUAUUUUCUAACCGUACUUCAGGGUUAAGAGCUAGUUCUCUUCUUCUUUCUACUUCAUUAUCCGGGUUCAUGCCCUGCUCUUUCAGCCAUACUGAACUUAUACAUCAUUCUUCAACCUUCUCUCUCCUCUCUUUUAUUUUCUAAUUCCCUUAACUUUUUCUUUAGGACCCUCCAUCUUUCUCUGAUAAUGUCAUUGGUACCAAUAUGGACCACGACAGAUGAGUCAUCCCCAGCCCAAUAAUCCACCCACUAUGUCAGUAACAUGACGGACCCUAGCACUUGGGAGACAGCAAACUGUUGUUGAGGUGAUAAAGUAUGGUUUUCUUCCAAAAAAAAGUCAACACUAGUUUUAAGCAUGCAAGUAUAAUUUACUUAUCUUAUAGCACCAAGCUCACCAAUAACCGUGUUUUAUGAUAGUCCAGAGAUUUUAAAGAGACACACAAAUAUGGAUAUCAAGCAAGGACUUUUUAUCAAAAUAAAUAAAACUUGCAUUUUAUUUCAGUUUUAUUUAUAUAUAACUCAAAGCUGCCAAAGAUGGGGUACUUUGACGUAGUUGGCAGGUUUAUGCAAUGUAUGAUCAUAUAAUGUAACUAAACCUCUGUUAUUUUUGCCUAGAUGAGGUGUUUGUUUUGGUUUUGUUUUUUAAACUGAUAAAAUCUGUCAACAUUCAAGUUGCUGUUUAGUGCAUAAGUGAGUGUGCUGGAUCUUGUGUAAUAUAUUUAAAUAAAACACACUCACACUCACACUCACACACACACUCACACUCACACUCACACUCUCUCUCUCUCUCCAGCUAACUCAAAUGAUGUAAAAGUUCUACACUGUUAGACAGGGCUGCAGUGUUCAUGGCAAACUUCACCAAGGGUGUUUUUUCAAAUUGCCAAGGCAAACUUUUCAAGGCAAGUGGAACUUCUGAGCUCUUUAUAUAUGUUUUGUUUUAUUUUAUUUUUUUAAAUAGUCUUUAUUGAAAGGUUUUCCCCUUUUUUUUUUCUUUUUUUUUUUCAUGAAAGACAAUACAAUACAACAGUUACAUACAAAUGGUAGGAAACAUUACUUCCAUUUGGAAAAAACAUCCAUGAAAAUUUUCUUUAUACAUUUCACUUAACCAAAAACAAGACAAUACAUUUAACUUACAUAUCUACAUAAACAAGACAAUGCGGCAAAGGAGAGAGGAGAAAACACAUAUCGAGUAAGAAUGUAUAUCUUAUAUUAUCCAAAGUAUGGCCAAUCUGACACAAUUUCCCUUUAAGUUUGUAAAGAGGUUAAUUUUAUUUGCUGAAAGCUCUAUUUAUUAAUCCUCUCCUAACAUUUCGUCCAAACAGUUAUUUUUUUACAUGAUUUUUGUUUACUCAACAACAGUUCCAUUUUAAUCUGAAACUUAAGCUGGGCUCUAACUUGAUCCCAAGGAACGUCCCUAUCAUUUUUCCAGCCUCUCGCAAUCACAAUUUUGCCAGCUAAAAAAAGAUGAAUAAGAAUAAUUUUCGACUCAUACGCCAUUACCGGCCAAUUUAGAUGAAGCAGGACUCAACUCAAGAUUCAGAUCUGCAGACACAAACCUUUGGAUAUUAGACCACAAGUUAUUCAAUUUGUUGCACUCCCACCAAAUAUGCUUAAAAGUACCUGUAACUAUGCCACAUCUCCAACAUAGAUGGUUUAUUGUGGGGUACAUUUUAUUCAAUUUAUCUGGUACUAAGUACCAUCUAUUUAGAGCCUUAAAAUGGGUUUCUAAUAAAUUUAGCGAGUGUAUAUUCUUCGAAACUUCUAUCAAUGAAAAACCCCAGUACCUCAUAUUUAUAUCUAUGUUUAAUUCUUCUUUCCAAGCAGCUAUAGCUGUUGGUGUUUUUUCUUUAUUACACAUUUUACUUAAUAGCAAAGCUUUAAAGAGCGGUUUGUUUAUCUUAUCUGAAUUAAAUAGUAUAUUUAUCAUGUUAUUUGGACUAGAUUUUGAUACUAUUAAAUGUGUCGUCAAAAAGCUUUUAAGUCUCAAAAAAUUGAACAGCUCUUUUGGUGGUAAGCUAUAUUCCUGUGUUAAUUGAACAAAGGCUUUGAUUGUACCUUCUGCAAAUAGCUGGGACAGCCAUGCAAUUCCUGCCUGUUUCCAAUUGUUAAGGUUUAUGAUAUAUGUUUUAUUUUAGAAAACAAGUUUAACAAAUAUAUAUAUAUCCAUAUUUGAAGGCCAUCUAUUAUCUUCUGGGAGACACUCAGCCAAUCAUAAUGUUCAAUAAGUUGUAGUUGUUCUGCUGACUAUAGUUUCCCUUUAAAUUUGUUAACCUCUCUUCAUAACUAAAAUGCUCCAUUCCUUUUAUCAAUUUUUUAGUGCGCCUCUGCUGGCUACUGCAGUCUCUGGUUUAGAAGACCCUAUUGUGCAUUGAUAAACUGAAUUUUCCUUUCUAGAAAGUAUAGAUUCGUACGACCUCCUUGGUGUAUGUAGAUUUUAGUAUACAUGACUUGAAAUUUCAGGGCACCAAGUUUGUAUUUUUGGAAGAACUACUAAGAGUUCUACACUAUGUGUCAGUAAUUAAACAACAGUAGGCAGUAUGAAAAUGUGGUGGCAAGAUAAACAUUGAGUAUUCAUUGAAAGUAUGUUUUAUUUUUCCAGGCUGAUCUUUCCAUUCAAGAAAAAGAAACCUACAUCAAUGUGUCUCGCUGGUUUAGUCAUAUUCAGCAUUACCCUGGAAUAAGACAACACCUCCCAAGCCUGGUCUUCAUUAAGAACAGAAUCUACACAAACCUUCAUUAGGUGGACAGACCUGUGGAAUGUGUGCAUCGACAUGCUGCCCGAAUAGUGUUCUUUUCAGGAAAUAUUUUGUCACUUUGCUUCAUUUCAUGUCAGAUGUGUUUGUAUGCUCCUUAUGAUUGUUGCAGCUCCUGAAAUGUACAUGUGAAAGGUUCAGACUGCAAAUCAAGCUCAAACUUUUUUAUUUAUUUAAAUUUGUUCUAGAUACUGAAGGGUCAAAGUAUAUAUUUGUCAUAUCCAUGCUUGGUAAAUCUGUGUUUUUAAACUGAUGUUAAGCAAGAAAAAAUGGCCACAUAUUUUGAAGUUUGGUCUUUUUUAUAUGCUACAUCUUCUUAAUUUGUUUUACUGCCUUGUGCCAACAAAUUGAAGUAAUACAAUUUAGUUCUAGUGACCACAUAUAAUUCACCUCUGCCCUUAAACUACAAAGAAUGCAAUAUCUCGCAAUGGAGCUCUGAAAAUAAAUUACUGUCUAAAUGUGAUUUUGAGACUUGAUUCCUUGCUACUAUUUAUUUAUUGUGUUUGUACUAAAAUUCUUAAAGGACCACUAUAGUGCCA
Messenger RNA from Pelobates cultripes (western spadefoot toad), 15026 nucleotides. The record is from the annotation of a GenBank genome assembly. Lineage: Eukaryota; Metazoa; Chordata; Amphibia; Anura; Pelobatidae.